AUGACUAGUGUUAAUCGAACUAUAUAUGAAUUACCACGAUUUCAUCCAAUCAAACCUUAUGUGUUAUUUUAUAUUCAUCGAACACAAGCACAAUUCGUUUUCGAUGAACUCAUUAAUCUAGCAACAAAAACCAAAUUAUUUACAAUUGUACCAAAAAAUAGGUCCUUAUAUUCUAAUUAUAUGUUGAUUCAUGUUGAACUCAUUCAAAAUUCACAAACAAUAAUUGCUCUGAUCGAAUAUUCUAAUGAAAGUGAUCGAAAUUCUUUUUAUUACCAUUUACUCCAUACUUUCUUUACUAUUCUCUUUGAUUCCUCAAAAACAAUUCAAACAUGGGGUAAUCUUCUCGAUCAAUUAGUACCUUAUACACGGUAUGGUCUAUUUGCAUGUAGUGAUGCAAGUCAAGCUCAAUCAAUUGAUAUUCAAAAACAAUUUAAACCAUGGUAUAAUAAUAUAUUUCGUCAUAAUAUUCAAUGUCAUCAGUAUCUGAAAUAUGAUGAAAUUGAUAGUACAUUAUGUACAUGUGCUCAUCGACCCUAUAAAUCAUCGUCAUGUCAAUGGUCAAUAUCAAAAGCUAUUGCUUAUACAUUUGAAGAACGUUAUGAUUCUUAUAGUCUUGAUAUUCAUAAAUGUAUAGCAAUUACUAAACUAGGACAUGUUAUUCAUGAAAAAUGGACUAGUGAAAUGUUAAAAGCUUAUCAACAGAACCUACAUAUCAAUGAAAAAGUAAUGAAAUUAAAUUUCGAUAAAUAUUUUCCUCAAUGA
This is a messenger RNA of Rotaria sp. Silwood1, 762 nucleotides long. The record is from the annotation of a GenBank genome assembly. NCBI's taxonomy places the organism in Eukaryota, Metazoa, Rotifera, Eurotatoria, Philodinida, Philodinidae.